AUGAAGCUCAAAGAAACCCUUAAAAAUUUAAAAAUUGGAGCUUUUAAAAACUUGUUUGCGUUUCGAAACCUUAUAAAUGAACCAGAAGAUUGCACCAAAAACAAAUUUUUAUUUUUAAUUUCAAAAAUUUGUUCGUCAACCCGAAAGUCUCACUUUGGCUUGAACGCCUUUCGUAUAAAUGAUGCAUCAAGAAUUGCAUCUGGACACAUUUCAAUCGAAAAAGUGACUACUCAGUCAGAGAGAAAUUUAACAGUUAUCCCAGUAACUGCAUAUUUCGUUGUCAUGGUGCCAUCGAAUGAUGAUUGUGGGUGGAAGUUGAAAGCUUCAGCACAAAUCUUCCUUUCAAUUUCUGGUGUUGUUGAUGAUGAUGCUACAACCUAUCCUUUAAAAGGGAAGCUGGCCCCUUCAAUUCGUUCUUCUAUGCGCAGCAAAGCAGCACCUCAAUGGCUGGAUUAUCUAAAAAUCUUCCAAACACAAGCAGGCUUUCAUUCUGUAUACGCUUUUUAUAAAAUUAUUAAUAUUUAA
This is a messenger RNA of Echinococcus granulosus, 525 nucleotides long. RefSeq lists its product as hypothetical. Lineage: Eukaryota; Metazoa; Platyhelminthes; Cestoda; Cyclophyllidea; Taeniidae. The transcript has 4 exons. Bases 1 to 525 code for a protein of 174 amino acids. The record is from RefSeq and is a predicted model, not a curated record.